Molecule: messenger RNA, 11427 nt
Organism: Sitodiplosis mosellana (orange wheat blossom midge)
Lineage: Eukaryota; Metazoa; Arthropoda; Insecta; Diptera; Cecidomyiidae
Product: neurobeachin-like protein 1
Exons: 27
Coding region: 638-9055 (2805 amino acids)
Biological process (GO): intracellular protein localization
Cellular component (GO): cytosol; membrane
Molecular function (GO): protein kinase binding
Source: RefSeq, a predicted model, not a curated record
GAGUAACAGCAUGUGUUUCGUUUGACAUAGAAUAGCGAUUGUUUUGAAGUGGCGGUCCAUUCUCUCAGCGACGAGAGAGGAAAAGAGAGAGAGAGCGACGGAGAGAAAAAAGUGAGCGAGCGCACGACACAGAGACAACACUGAAGAAAUUGAAGUACAAGCGAGAGCUGUCAAAACACACUUGAGCAUUUGGUUCGUCGUAAUAAAGUAUGCUUUGUACUGUCAUUGGCAGUAAGUGAGUGUACAUCGACCGUGAAUAUCAAAAAUACCAAUAGUAGCACAGAGCAGAGCAGAAGAAAAACACAACAUCAACGCAAAUAAAUAGUGUUAAUUUUGGUUUUUUGUUCGAUUCGUGUGUGGUUUAUUUGGCGGUCGGUAAAUUCGGUGCGAAUAGUUUCCAUCCGAAAUUCCACCGCAAAACAAUGAACAUCGUCAUCAAAAUGUGACAUUUGUGCAACGAAAAGAAGCAAAAGAAAAAAACACGGGAAGAAGAACAGAAAAAUUGGGUUGAAGACAAAUUACGUGCCGUGGAAAAGCCAACCAUCAAUCGUAAUAGUGUUUUUCAAGUGGGGAAACGAGACGAGAAGUAGAAGAAGAGAAGGCCAACGGAAUCAAUGCGAAUUUUUCCACAGAAAUAAUGGAAAAUCGCAAAGAUAUUUACAACUUGUGGAUUCAAUACACAACAAAAAAUGAUAAGAGCUGUUUUCGUCAAUUUGUCGCUGGAUUUGUGGAGAUAUGGACCGAACAAUUGAAUUUAGACUUCGAACAGCCGCCGCUGUGGAAUGAGAUAAAAAAUGAUCUUGGGCCACAUCUCAAGCGAUUGCCCGAUGAACUGUUGCCGGCAAUCGGGAAAUUUCUUAUUGUUGCCAAAGAUUCGUAUCAAAAUGAAAUGCCACUCAACGAUGAUGAGCUGACUGAAACAACAUUAUUACUGAAAUGUCUUACUAUGAUAUGCCGUCACUUUGACAAUAUACAAACCGUAGCCAACUACCAAUACAUCAGCUGUGCUGUUACAAUAUCGAUGAGCAUCAUUAUGGUGUUGUUUAAGGACAAGCGAAAACCCAGUUCAGCGGAAGUCGAGUACAUCAAAUCGUUUAGCCAUCUAAUUGAAGUCAUUUAUGACCCAUAUUUAACAUGGCGCAACUUUUUACAUGGACACUUUGCCGAUUAUAGACGCAUUCUAACCACCAUCGUACAAUUGCACGUCGAAUUGGUGCCAUUCAUUUAUGAUUGCUUUCAAUUUGAGACGAUCAUCCAUCUACCAGAAAUUGGAGUACCCUUAGUUCAUAUGUUAGGCGCAAUAAUAUCCGGCUCACAGGGCGAUCCAUGCACUAACGAUUCACAAGCUACUACAUCAUUGACCACAACUAUUACUCCUAGCAUCCGUUCAGCAACAUCAUCCAUUUCUGCAAAUGUUUCUACUUCUAGUAAUGUUGCAUCUAAUCAAAUUGGUGAAAGCAAACAGCAAACACUUGCCGCUUCGAAUGGAAUGCGAGCCGUAUGUCCGGCAACUGUGACGGUUCUCAUAAAUAUUUUAUCAAAAUGGGAAUGCAACGCAGAGCUUCGGGUCAUUGUAUUGAAGUGUUUUGCCAAAAUGGUCAUCGUUUUGCAUCGUUCGAAUCCAGUUGAACGUCAAAUUGACGUGCUGAUGGUGUUUCAAAUGUAUUUGGAUAUGAUGUUAACAUUGCUGAAAACUCGACACUUUGAACGGCGUCCGUUUGAUGAGAAAUUUGAUGUGGCUACCGAGAGUGAGGAUUACAUCGAUGUAAAUGCACUGACUGCCGUCGUUGACAAUAUGGAGAAUAUUUUAUCCGAAACACAAAGUCGUCUUCCGAUUAGUACGGUCAUUGUGGAAGCAAAUUAUAUCACAACUCUGGUUGGCAUACCGAAACGUGUUCAAAAAUGGGAAUUUGAUCGCCAGAAACUAGCGACAAGUGUUUUUAAGGCAUUGGCCAUGCUACGUCGUACCGCACCCGUUGCUACAAAUGUUCUAUCCACUGUACCACAAAUUGCAACACUUUUUGACGGCAUCAAAUCGCUGGGCAAACCAACGAAAACUCUCAUUGAACAGUGCAUCGAGCUGGCCUAUGAUUCAGAGAAGAAGGAAAUUGUUUUUGGCGAAAUCAUCACGCAUUUAGCCAGUUGGAUGAAGGAUAUGCAUGAAAGUGAACAGCUUUAUGUCGCUGAAACGAUGCUCAAAAUUUGCUCACAAAAUAUUAGCUGCAAGCGAACUGUGUCAAAUCGUGAAUUCAUCGAAACCAUCUGCGACGUUCUGAGACAUUCCAAUGUAUUGAGCAGCAAAUGUGCCAUUGAUUUGAUUAAAUUGAUUGAAGAAUUGGCCAGAUACAGCAUUAGCCCUAUCGAAUUGAAGAGCCUGUUCUGUUUGUUACGGGAAAAGGAAAACUUUGACUAUCGAAAGCAAUUACUUCAGUCAUUGGCAAGCAUAUCACUUCAGAACAUUCCCAGCAAUCAGAACAUUUGCAGCGAAUUUCUUGACAUACAGUCACGUGAUGAUGGUAUCACCGUGCCAGAGAUUCACAAGUGGACAACAUCAGGUGCAUUUGGUUUCAUAUUUCAUGCAUGGAUCCGUCUGGAUGAAGUUGUCGAAUGGGAAUCAGACCCAUACAUUGAUAGCACGAGAUAUCGUCGUGUGAUUUUUAGUCUAAUGUCAGCGCAAGGAACUGGUUACGAAAUUUUUAUCGACAAUAAUGGAAAGCUCAUAGUUGGCAUCCAAACGAAAAAGGAAUAUUUCGCAACUUCAGUCUCUUCGCCGUCACUCUUUGAUAAGAAGUGGCAUUUAAUAACGAUCGGCAUCCUACCGCCGAAGCGACCAUUUGCAUACACGCAAAUUCUGAGCUACAUCGAUGGACAUCAAAAAUUAGGAGCAACAAUAAAAUUUGGCGCUUUCACAGAUCCAUUUGCCCACUGCACCAUUGGAAUGGCCUACCAAAAAAUUCGUCGAUCAUCCAACAAUAGGAAUGAAAAAGAGAAGCAGCUGCAGACAUCGUCUUCAGUUGAUAGUGCCAGUGGUACACCACGUGGAAUGUUUCCCAGUCUCAUGGAACGAGCAUUUUUACCGCAAAUUGUUUCACAGGUUCCAAGUUACUUUUCCUUACCAUUACGAAGCACAUCGUCGAAUGAUCCAAAUGUGAAAUGCUAUCCGAUGGGAAUGCAGGAUGGUAUAUUCGGUCCACAGGCAUGUUUGCGUGGCCAAAUCGGUUCAGUUCUGCUGGCCGAACCAACAACGAAUAUCAAAAGUAUACUCGAUGCUGGUGUAGAAUUUGCAUCGAUCAUUUCUCAAGACAUCGAACCAUACGACAUAAGCUCAAAAUAUGUAUUCUGCUAUUCACCGUCAGCAUGCUACAAUGGAACGUGUACUGAUCUAGUGCCGGGUAGUAAGUUCAAUGGACUCUUCAUCGGCAAUCAUUGCAAAACGAUAAAAAUCCAAGAUGCAAUCAAUAGCAUUGGUGGAAUCACCACAUUGUUACCGAUUCUCGAAACGGUUGUCAAAUCAAAUCAAUUGAAUCUUGUGUUUGAUACAUCACUUGACUCGAUACAACCUGAAACACCGUGCUCACUCAACGAUGAAAUGAUUGACUGGGAAAUUCUUUCGUCAAACACAUACACCGAAUACAAAAUGAUCCAGAAUCCAAUAGGCUGUUUUUUAUGUUUGAUUCGGUACUUUACAAGCAAUCACCAUUUGAAUCAGGAACAACUCAUGCGAUUCGAUUGUAUAGAAAUUAUUUCAACGCUGAUGACAAAAUGCGACCCCGAAUUGAUUGACGUCAAUGUGCUGAUGGCAUCACAUUUGCUCGUUGAGGCAGUUCAAAAUGAACAACCCACUGCAAAUAAGGAGCUGCUCGAAUUAAUUUACAAUGAAUUCAUCUUUGAUUUUAAAAUCUGGUCACGGGCACCAUUCCAAGUUACCAUCGGACAUAUUCAGUAUAUCAAUACAAUGAUCAAAGAUGACCGCAAAUAUUUCAAGAAAAAGUUCGGUAUUCAAUACUUUUUGGAUGUUAUUCGCCAGCAUUAUGCAGUGCCCGAUCGGCUUGGUGAAGAAGAUGCACAAGCCGUUCGUGUGGCUUUACUCGAAAUCAUCAAAUACUACAUUCACAAAGAUUUGAACAUCAAAGAAGUGUGCAUCAUCAUCUCGUACAUUUCGUCGGUGAAUCAUGAAUACUUGAUUGUAGAGCUGCUGGAUCUGAUUUGGACGCAGAUGAAUAGCAAACAUUGUUUGGAUCAAGUAUUCCUUUUGAUGCACGAACCAAAUACGGCCGAACUUUGCUAUGCUUUACUCACCGAUCGCAAGUAUAGCAGUCGAUUGCAUUUGACGGUUUUGAAAUUCCUCAACUGUCUCCUGAGUACGAAACGCGUGUCAAAGAAGCAUAAAUGGGCAGUUCGAUUGCAUGAUCCCGGCAUCAGUUGUCAAACUUUAAUACCCGGUUUGAUUUCACACAUGCUUCCGCUUGAUCACAAUACCGACAUAAUUCUCAUGCUGCUUGAUAUGGCGUUGGCCGAUGAUUCUGGCGUUGGAUACUGUGGUGCAUUGCAUUUAAUUUACCAUUUGAGUGAAUCUGACAUUGAUCUCAAGUUGGAAAUUGCCAAGAAAAUCGUAACGGUUGCAUUCAAUAAACUGAAUUCCCCCUGUCACAUUGCAAAGCAGACUGGAUGGCAGGACAGUAUCGCUCGUUUGCUUGUCCGUAAGCAUAUCUCAUCGAAUUUCACGGUCGAAGGCAACUAUGUGAUAGGAAAAGAUGUUCAAGACCAUACAUUUGAUGAGUCUGGCGUUGAGUUUGCCAUGGAUAUGUUGACGUUUGACGAGAAAUCGAUGGAGCUGGGCAGUCAAAGCUCGAUGAACAACUCAAACUUGCUGCUGAAUGAAAUUCAGGCGAAUUUCACUGAAGCGGCCAAUGUCAUCGAACACGAAAUUAAAGAUUUGGCCGAAACAGUUACCGGUAAAGUGGCUGGUAAUAUAUCGUCAAUGUACUCCAUGAUACGUCAGAAGACAUCGGACAUACAAGAAACAUUUGAAUCGUUGACGCACGGCUCGAAUUUGAGUGACAAGCCAAAGAGCUUGGGUACGAUGUCAACACUGUCAUCGAACUCGACAUCGGAUGAAAAUCUUUCGUUGAAAUCAGCAAAAACGACAUCCUUGGAGAAUAAGUCAAUGACACGCUUUGAUUCCACCGAAUCGGAUUCGCUGUGCGAUAAUUCCAGCCAAACGAAAAACGAGAAGAAUGCACCCGAAAGUAUUCUCAGCGAUGAAAAUUACGACAAAGAAGAACAGUUGAUUUACUUGGUUACGAAUAUUCUGUACACAGUUUUGUGGAACGGAAUCGAAAACAAUGGCGGCGAUUCAUGGAAGGAACGAGGUCAAGUGAUUGCAUGCAUUAAUUUGCUUGGAUUGAAUAACGAACUAUAUUGUUCACAUUUGACGCUAAGAUUGCGCAUUUUUGAGCUGGGCGUUCAGGCGUCACUCAUGGAUUUGUCGGAUUUGAAUAAUACACAAAAUCACGUGCAUCAGGAGAAUGCAGCUCAAUUGCUUCGAAUGAUCUAUGACUUGGUUGUACUCGAUCCAAACGAGGAUGAACAAAAGAAAUGCUCACCGAAAUUACUUGAUGGUGUUUUAGCUUUAAUGGACGCUCUGAUGAUCUUCCAGCAAUCAGCUGUGGAUGAAUGGGUGGAAAUGUCACGAAUUUGCUUGGGAUUAUUGAUGAAAUGUUCACGCCAUCCAAAUCCUGAAAUUGUUGCCAUGGCAACGGCCAAAUUGCACACCGUUCUACAAGUCCGAGCCACUGAAGAUUUACAUGAGCUUGGCUAUCUUUUGUUCAGCAUAAACAAAGCAUUGAAUACAGCCAUUGAAGUGGGUGAUUCCGAGGGAUAUUCAUUUUUGAUGCCUGUUUUAAAGGCUUUACUCGAAAAAUCUCGUUCGAUUCUAAAUUUAUCCAUGAAAGUACCUGAUUUACCACCAACUACAUCAGGGCCGGUUUUCUUCGAAGGUUUCCAGAUGUACUCCACCAGCAAGCAAUGGAUAACAUUCAUAGAUAAAACGAUAAAACCAUUGAAUGAUGCUUACUUGAACGAAGUUUCGUCCAUGAUAUGGGAGCAAUUGAAUCGUUUCUGGGCGGAAUCGUACGAAGCAUGCAAAGCUUCAUCACAGCUACGUACUAAAUAUUUAAUGGAAAGUCGACGUAAAUUCCAGCUGAAAAUCAUAAAGCAAUGGCGUUUGCGACAAAAUGAUGAGGCCAGUAGGCUAAAUGGCAUCCAAUCGGCACGGAAGAUCCAUGAAAAGCAAAUCGAACGGAAAUGGCGUGGCGCCAAGCGAUUCUUGCACAGUAAGAAAGGAGCAUUCUCCAAUGAUAUCAAGAAAGAUGAAUUCUAUCAUUUGUCAAAGCAUGAAAAUCCAGCACGAAUGCGCUUGAAACUUGAACCAUCACUGUAUCACGAUCCACACACAGCCGCAUCGAAUUUGCGAGACAAUACAGCCAGCCAAAAUGCUGACGAUCGUCGAUUGUCACACGAAUUUGGCCCAACAAUCGUACCGGCUGCUGUUAAUGACAUUUUUACCGAAGAUGAGGCCGCUUUGCUGGAAGAAGAGAUGAAAACAAGCGUUGAACCGCAACAGCAAGACAUUCCGGCGGAAAAAGUUGUCAUAUCACAAGAAUGUGAGCUAGUUACAAUGAUGACACGGGUCAAGGGUCGACUGGAAGUUACAUCACGAUUAUUCUCAUUCAUCGAUCUAGAUCAGGCCAAUGAAGAAGGUGAACACUACGAUUUCAAAUUUCCACUGAGUCAAAUAAAAGAAGUGCAUUUACGCAAGUACAAUUUGCGUCGCAGUGCACUGGAAAUAUUUUUGGUCGAUCAGACGAGCUACUUUUUGAAUUUCACAACGAAAACCCGGAAUAAAAUUUUCUCGAAAAUUCUGAGCUUGCAACCACAAAAUUUGCUGUACGGUUCGGGCCGGUCACCAUCCGAGUUGUUGAAACAGUCUGGCCUUACACAAAGAUGGGUCAAUCGUGAGAUUUCAAACUUUGAGUAUUUGAUGCAAUUGAACACGAUUGCGGGUCGUUCAUACAACGAUUUGAGUCAGUAUCCCGUGUUCCCGUGGAUUUUGGCUGAUUACAGCAGCCCAGUGUUGGAUUUGAAUGAUGAGAAAUCGUUUCGUAAUUUGAGUCGACCAAUUGGUGUGGUUAAUCCGAAAAAUGAGGAAGAAGUGCGAGCUAAGUACGAUGGUUUCGAAGAUCCAACAGGUGUCAUCCCGAAAUUCCACUACGGAACGCAUUACUCCAAUUCAGCCGGUGUUCUGCAUUACCUUAUUCGUGUGGAACCAUUUACAAAGCUGCACAUUGAACUGCAAUCGGGUCGUUUUGAUGUGGCCGAUCGUCAAUUUCAUUCAAUACCACAAACCUUCAAACUUCUCAUGGAUAAUCCAAACGAUGUGAAAGAGCUUAUACCUGAAUUUUUCUAUUUCCCCGAAUUUUUGAAGAAUUUGAAUAAAUUCGAUUUGGGCACAUUGCAAAACACAAAAGAGCGAGUGGAUGAUGUCAUUUUGCCACCAUGGGCCAAAUCACCGGAAGAUUUCAUCUCUAUACAUCGACGCGCACUUGAAUCGGAAUAUGUAUCGCAGAAUUUGCACAAUUGGAUCGAUUUGAUUUUCGGCUACAAACAAAAAGGGCCACGAGCAGUUGAAGCGUUAAACGUUUUCUACUAUUGUUCGUAUGAAGGAGCCGUUGAUUUGGAUAAGAUUUCAAAUCAAAUGGAACGAGAAGCAGUAGAGGGAAUGAUUAAUAAUUUCGGUCAAACCCCAUCACAAUUAUUGCGUGAGCCACAUCCAAAGCGAGUCACGCAAGACGAAGUGCUGGCCAAAUUAUAUCGCUUCGAGUUGAAAAAGCCGGAUGUAACCGCUUUCCUUGAUCGCAUCGCUCAUGUAAACUGUGACUUUUCCAAUGAACGAGAUCCGAUUGUUUUCUUAAGCACUCCGCGAAGCCCACCGAAAUCGUUCUUGCAAGCAAGUCCCGAUUUCCUGAUUUCAAUUUCGAAGAGUGCCAUUCUGGGCUGCAACUCAUGGAUAUCGCAGGAAAAGGACAAAGGAUUUCUGUUGGAAGUUGAUGCCACCACCACCAAUUUGAAGAAUCGUAAACGCAUCAGUGGCCCAUUCCAUCCGUCAAUAAAUCUGCAUUCGCAAAUGUUUGCGGUGAGUUUGGAUGGUCGUUACAUCUAUGCAGCUGGUUGCUGGGACAAUUCAUUGAAAGUGAUUAGCGUAAGCCGUGCAAAACCAGUCGCAUCGAUUUCAAAGCACUUGGACAUCAUCACGUGUAUUGCACUUGACAAUUGUGGUUCGUAUGUGGUGACUGGGUCAAAAGAUUGCACGUGUAUUGUAUGGUCGAUCAGCAAUGGCACUGAGAAAACCGCAUCAACAUCGUCAAAUCCGCCGACCACUCCGACUCACAUGAAUCAUCAUGCAAUCGGCCAUAGUCAAAUGAAUACGAAUAACAGUUUAACACCGCGCCCGGUGAAUACGUUGUACGGUCACGAUAAACCCGUUUCGUGCGUUGCCAUUUUCACCGAGUUGGACAUGGUCGUUUCAGGAAGUGAGGACGGAACAGUGAACGUGCACACGAUUAAAGAUGGUCAAUUUGUGCGAACAUUAAUGCCAAUUGAUUGUACUGGUCCUUCAAUUAACAUCACAUUCUUGGCACUAUCUUAUCAAGGUCACAUCGCUUUUUCGGCCGUCGAUGAUACAUCACAUUCGGUACAUGUGUACAGCAUAAACGGAGCACAUUUGGGCUCGAAAUAUGUAUCGGGCCGUGUUACGGGUCUGACAACGGCUAACGAUUAUCUAGUUGUGGCUGAUGAUGCUGGUGACAUAACCAUGUCUCGUUUAUAUGGGCUGAAACCAGUUUUCGAUAUACCGCUGCAUAUACCAAUCCAGACAAUUGUAGUAACACCCGGAAACACACAUUUAUUAGCGCCGUUGCGUGAUGGAAAAUUGGCUGUUAUUGGUGUUUCAACGCCAAAAACCACGAAAAACAAACAUUCCGUGUUAAGCGUAUAAAAUAUGUCAACAAUGAUAGAUAAAUGUGCGAUAUGCGCGCGAGAUGUCAUGUCGUGCAACAAGUACAAGAGACAAACAACAUUUGCACUGCUGCUGUUGCUCCCGCCAUUGUCGUCGUCGUCGUCUCAAUAUAAAUAUGUAUUUUCUCAUUCCGCGAUGAAUCUUGUUCGAUAAAAAAAAACUCACACACACACACACAACAUAGGAAACCGAAAUGAACGAAACCCAAAUCAAGUAUAGUAAAUGAAAAACAAAGCGAUAAAAACAAAUCUAUAUGCAAACAGUUAUGUAAUUUGAAUUGAAUUGUCACUUGAGCAACACAUCGAAGACCGAACUGAGUGCGCGAAAUUACCAAUUAAAACGAAUUAAUUGUCACUACCCGAUAUGUGUACGCGCAACACCUGUUUUAUGAUGCACUCAUAAUUUAAACAACAACAAAAACGCCAACAACAAAACGAAGAAAAAGAAGAAAACCCUCUGUAAAGAUGUUAUGAUUGUCAAUGGCCAUCGACAAACAGGAAGAAUGAAAAUGCCAAUUGAUUGAGAUAUUUGCAUGAUAGCUUUAUUCAUGAUGAAGAAUUCUUCCAUUUGUUCGAAUGCCGUGUGUGUGUUUUUUUAAAGCCUCCCCUCCUCAAUCCUAAUUGAAAUGUUUUUAUUUUUAAAAUGUGAAUCCGUCGAGAAAGUGCAUGAUAUUUCUCCGUUCAGAACAAGAAAAAUCAAAUAGCGGCCGAUAAAAAACGGUAAAUUCAAUUAAAUUAGAUGAAUUCCACGGUGCGUAAUGAUUUGAUCGAUUUUUUAAGCAAGUGUUUUUAAUCAAGAUUUUUCCCGUCUCAGACACAAAUCGUAUGAAAAUAAAUUGUAAUAAAAAAAUGUGCACUUUUUAAAUUUACACAGUUCGUUUACAUGUCAAUUUCAAAAAAUGAAAGAAAAUGUUUUUUACACACAAAUUGUUCCAUAAGAGUUUUUAUAAGCCUCUUUCAAAGAGAGAAAAGUCCUCUUGACACCGACAUUUUUUUUCUUUUGUACAAAUUUAACCAUGAGAUACUAUAUUUUUUCACAAAUUGUUGAGAAAUUUAUUAUGUGAAAUACAAAAUGGAAUUUCUUAUACACGUCGCUUAUGCCGCUCCACACAAUUUCUCUAAUAACAAAAUUUCUAACACUUUUUCUCUCUCAAACCAAUUUCUAACAAAACCUUUUCCACACUUUUUGCAUAGAACGCCAAUUUACGCUGAUCAAUACCAUCGAAUGCACAUUGUUUUAGAAAAUUUUAAAGAUACAUCGGAAAGGAUUCACUCCAUAUAGUCUUUUGGAAUGACAUAUACAAUAUCUCGCCCGCAAUGUUCCCUGUAAAAAACAAACUGUAAGCUAUGAGAUUCAAAGUAAUUUCGAAAGCAAUAAGCAACUGUCAACAUAUGAUUUUUAAUGAAAAGCAUAAACAAUACAUUCUUAUUUAGAGACUAUAUGACAUUAUUAUGCAAGAAAAACUAUAUAACACAAUACAUGUAAUGGGAAAUACCUCGUAGAGAAAGAAAACAAUAUAUUUUUAGUAGUGAUAUCAGACAUUUUUAGCAAUGUUACAACCGUUUUUCUCGUAGCGUACACCGUAAGGGUGGAUAUUUCUGUGUUAUUUUGGAAUAAUAGAAAAAUGAGAGAUUAGAACAUUUGCGUUUGUUUCGACAAAGUUUUUUUGAUUCAUGCGACAAACCAAACAAAAAAAAACCUCCACAAAUUUUUUUCCAACAAUGAACGUGCCGAAAUGAUAUUGAGGCCGGAAAAAUGUUCGGAAUUUCAUCACAAAAAUGAUAUGUCACAAGAAAUAUUUCGAUUUUAUUUUAUCGAUUUUAAAUGAAAAAGUUCACCAGAUUGGUUGUUAAAAUAUAAACAAUUGCUCCACAUUUCAUGUAGCGUUAAAAUGGAAGAGCAAAAUAAUUUUCAUCCAAAUUUCUCUUGAUUUUCAUCCAAUCAAAUAUUGUUUUUUUUCUCUUAGAUUGACGAAUAUGUUAGGGACAUUUAUCUCCAGCGAAUCAUCGCGAAUCCUUGUCGUCUCUAAAUUCAAAGAUUCGCGAAUCUCCAUGGCAUGAGGAUUCCAAAGAGAUACAUAAAUGCCCUUAGCGAAUAUGUGCAAUGCAAUUUUUAUUAGAAUGAAAAUCCAAAAAAAAGAAUAACCGUACGAAAUUGACUAUAUACGUAAUCGUAGAAAUCUUAAGUUAGUAGUUUGUUUCGUUCAUAUCGAACCAUUGAAUCAUAAAUCAUAGCAAAUAUUUAAUUUACCUGUGAGAUGAGCAUUAUCAGUUUACAAUGAAAAACAAAAGCAUUAUAUUUAGCAAAACGAAAUGAAAUAAAUGAAAAAAAUCGUUUGUCAUUUAGACUCA